GACUCUAGAGCAGAGGUUGCCUCCAAACAUCUGAUGACCAUUGACCUAAUAACACAGGGAAACGUUUAUCUUUUAGUGGAGCCCCUGGUUCAGACCCGGUUCAGACAGACUGCAGAAGUGGGCGUUUCUUUGAAUACAGAAUGUGGGGCAUUUGGAGCAGAACUAUGGUGAAGGUGGGGAUGCCAAAACCAUGUGCCUUGGUGAAACCCUGCCACUUAGUGAAGCCUGUAUCUGCCACCCGCAUUUCUGGACGGUAUCUGACCCAUCAGAAGGGCUUGCCCUCUCUGCCUGUGCCCCCUCUGCAGCAGACCUGUGAGCGCUACAUUGCAGCGCUUGAACCUAUUGUGACUGCAGAGGAGCUGCAGCGCACAAAGGUCCUUGUAGAUGGGUUUCAGAAACCUGGAGGAGAGGGAGAGCGACUACAGAGGACUCUGGAAAAAAGAGCUGAAAACACAGAAAACUGGCUAUCCGAGUGGUGGGUGCAGGUGGCAUAUCUUGACUACCGGUUGCCAGUAGUGGUCCAUUCUAGUCCUGGCUUGGUAUUGCCUAAGAUGAACUUCAAUGAUAAACAUGGACAAAUACAAUUUGCUGCCAAACUUAUUGCAGGAGUCUUGGAUUUUAAGACAAUGAUUGACAAUGAAACGUUGCCUGUGGAAUACAUGGGAGCUAAGCCUCUGUGCAUGAAUCAGUACUAUCAGGUACUUUCAUCAUGUCGCAUCCCUGGACUGAAGAGAGAUUCAGUAGUGAACCAUGCCAGGAGCUCUUUGCCACCAAAACACAUCACUGUAGUUCACAACUGUCAAUUCUUUGUUCUAGAUGUUUAUAACAGCGAUGGGACUCCGCUGAGUGUUGACCAGCUCUCUGGCCAGUUGGAACACAUCUGUAAUUCCUCACAGCAAACCAACUCAGACCCUGUUGGCAUCCUCACAACUUUAGACAGGGAUUCAUGGGGCAGGACAUACCAAAACUUCAUCAAGGAUAAAACCAACCAAGCUUCUGUGUCAGCUAUUCAAAGAAGCAUCUUUACUGUGUGUUUGGAUGGAGCAAUGCCAGUGGUUGCAGAGGACAUGUAUCAAAGCUGUGCUGCUGUCCAAAUGCUGCAUGGAGGAGGCAGCCAGUGGAACAGUGGCAACCGGUGGUUUGACAAAACUCUGCAGUUUAUUAUUGGAGAGGACGGAACAUGUGGAGCAAACUAUGAACAUGCCCCAGCUGAGGGUCCUCCAAUUGUGGCCUUGAUUGACCAUGUUGUUGAAUAUACGAGAAGAUCAGAGCUGGGACAAACUCCUAUCCUUAAGUCUUCUACAGUGCCACAGAAAUUACAUUUCAACAUCAGCCCAGAAAUAAAAAAUGACAUUGAGGGGGCUAAGCAUGCAAUGAAUCAAUUGGCACAGGAACUGGAAAUGAGAGUUGUUGUAUUUGAACAUUUUGGAAAGAAUGUUCCAAAGAUCUAUAAAAUGAGCCCUGAUGCCUUUAUACAAGUUGCUCUACAGCUGGCGUUCUACAGAAUGUACCAGCAUACCUGUGCCACUGAGAGUGCCUCUUUGCGCAUGUUCAGGCUUGGUCGCACAGAUACCAUACGAUCAGCCUCAACUGCCUCAGUUGAAUUUGUCAAAGCCUUUGACAAUGUGUCCAAACAAAACACAGAAAAAGUAGAAUUGUUGGAAAAUGCUGUAAAAGCACACAGAUGGUACACUAACAUGGCCAUCAGUGGACAGGCGAUUGAUAGACACCUGCUUGGGCUAAAGAUGCUGGCUCUUCAAGAACAUUCCCCUUUGCCCCCGAUCUUUACUGACAAGUCUUACAGCAAAGCUUUGCACUACAUACUGUCCACCAGUCAGGUACCAUCCAAGACAGACUGUGUCAUGUGUUUUGGACCUGUUGUCCCAAAUGGAUAUGGUGUCUGCUACAAUCCUAUGGAAGAUCAUAUAAAUUUUGCAGUGUCGUCUUUUAACACAUGUAAUGAGACAAAUGCAGCAUCUUUUGCACAAACUGUGAGGGAGGCCUUGUUGGACAUGAGGACUCUUCUUGAGCAAACACCCAAAGCCAAACUCUGAAUAUGAAGAAGGUUGUUUAUUGACUUUGGUAUUAUAGUUAUGCUUGUUGAUGUCAUUUCAUUUUCUCAUCACGAGAUAUAAUUGCACAUUGGUUUACAAAUUUUUACUUCAGAUGUAAAUAUUUUCAAAUCACUUUUAUCUAUGCUGUUAACUAAAUAUAUCUGAAUAAACUUUUAUGCCUUUUUGACUUAUUUUAUAGGACUAA
Molecule: messenger RNA, 2259 nt
Organism: Boleophthalmus pectinirostris (great blue-spotted mudskipper)
Lineage: Eukaryota; Metazoa; Chordata; Actinopteri; Gobiiformes; Gobiidae
Product: carnitine O-acetyltransferase-like
Biological process (GO): carnitine metabolic process, CoA-linked
Cellular component (GO): peroxisome
Molecular function (GO): carnitine O-acetyltransferase activity
Source: RefSeq, a predicted model, not a curated record